Molecule: messenger RNA, 1548 nt
Organism: Rhizoctonia solani
Lineage: Eukaryota; Fungi; Basidiomycota; Agaricomycetes; Cantharellales; Ceratobasidiaceae
Exons: 5
Coding region: 1-1548 (515 amino acids)
Source: RefSeq, a predicted model, not a curated record
AUGUCUGAGUUGUUACCCCGCCGCGGUUUAAUGGGCUACGUUUUACGCCCUCUUGUGCGCCAGCUGGUGUCAGCCGGUCGACUCUCCUUUCCUUCCACUAAUAGGCUCAUUGCCUCUAGCCCCCGUACUCAGUCCCGUUUCAUCCUUGAUUUCCGGUCUGACAAAGGUCGAGAAGAGGUUCAAAACUGGUACAAAUACCAAGGUCGUAGUACCCGCUUCACCCUGCUCGAAUACCGGAAGGAUAUACACGGCCGGGUCAGACACGAAUUUAUCGUCGUUCGGCUCGAUGACACUACUUUGUGCCGGUUCGACAGGAGGGCCUGUGAUGAGGAGCGUGGAUAUGCACUUCGUGAUGAGGGUGUCCCUGCUGAAGAUAGCGCGCACGUUCUAUCAUCGUUCGAGACGGAAUAUAAAGAUUUGAUGGCUCGGACUGAGGUACUUUUGAGCAUCGAGCUUCCUCAAGGCGAGGAACUUUGCUUUAUUCUAGCCGUGUGCGAGGGGAUUCAGACACACGCAAAGGCGGCGGCAUAUAAUCUCAUGCGAUACAACUGUUACUUCUUUUCAUGGAUGAUCAUGGCUGCUGUGGCUCGACGCACCUACAACUGGGAGAGCGUGGCUCUGUCAAGGCAAGGCUGGGAUGAUAUCAUACGAGCCACUCUUACGACCGGACAACACAAUGGAAUAGAACUUAUUCCGCCUCAACAGCCUGGAGUAAAAUUACAGCUUGGUCGUAUUGCUUUCAAACUCAAUACACGAUCUCAAAGAAACGCUAGCUCUCUUUUGGGUGCUAACCAUGGGAUUGGUGCUAUCGAUACUUUUCGACAUGCACUCAUUUCAAGAUUUUCUGAAUCACAUGGUACUAUCGAGAAAGUUUUACCAAAGCUCUUCUUCUUCCUAGCCAGAUGCACUGUCGCCGAAAACAAAAUCCGAGAUAAAUGGCCCUUCGAUAUAGGAUUCGCAUAUCGAUACAAUUUGAAAGCUCUGAAAAAAGCCUCGUUAUGUGCUGCCGGGAUAUUUGCGGCCAAUGCAAAUGCUGAGGAUAAGCAAACUGGUGAUUUAUUACGAGAGCUUGAGAGCGCAUGGAAACAUGCCUUGCGUGCGUUUAUGGCUCCUGGAUUCAAACUCCAACCUAUUUGGAGCUUUGAUGAUGAUGACGAUGAGGACGGAGAUUUUGUUUUCAUAUCCACUAAAGAGGUAACCGACUGGGAGGGUGGGUCACGCAUGAUCAUGAAAGAGUGGGAAACCGGCUGGGACGAGUGUGACACACUGGUUGCCCAAUAUGCUGAAACAACUACGUCAACCAUAAUGGCUAUGAUUCUAGAACGUCUCACAGAUGUGCCUCCGGAACAACUAAACUUCAAGGAUAGCUCCAAGCGUUCAUCAGGAUCUGACCAAUCCAAAAAUCCAUCGGUGCAAGAGUUCAUCCGUACGCGUAUGCAGGAGCAUUUUGAGAUAGUGGAUAUGUUCGGAUUUGGGUCAUUCCAGAACUUAUUACAACCGCUGAGGAAGCUAUGUGUGAGAUAUGGGAGGCCAGUCUCAGUAUCAUAG